Molecule: messenger RNA, 3645 nt
Organism: Melozone crissalis (California towhee)
Lineage: Eukaryota; Metazoa; Chordata; Aves; Passeriformes; Passerellidae
Gene: TAF1D
Product: TATA-box binding protein associated factor, RNA polymerase I subunit D
Exons: 14
Coding region: 790-1863 (357 amino acids)
Biological process (GO): regulation of DNA-templated transcription
Cellular component (GO): nucleoplasm; nucleus; RNA polymerase transcription factor SL1 complex
Source: RefSeq, a predicted model, not a curated record
GGGCAUUGCUGUCCUGGCCAUGCCGUGGGUUGGUUUCGUUUCUGCGCUUGGUGUUUGUCAGGCCAGGGGUGAGCCAGCGUGAGCAGUGUGCUUGCAAAGGCAUAGCAAAGCUGCCACGAGCGUCUUUCAUGUUGUGAGGGGCCCAAAAAGGAACACAGGAUUGGAGGUGUGGCUUCACCAGUGCUGAGUACAGGGGGACAGUAACUACCCUGGUCCUGCUGGCCGCACCAUUGCUGAUCCAGGCCAGAAUGCCAUUGGCCUUCUUGGCCACCUGGGAUCAUACUGGGCUACUGUUGACCAGCACCCCUAGGGCCUUUUCUGGUGUGAUCCAAGUGCAGAACCCAGCACUUUGCCUUGUUGAACCUCACUCAUUUGGCUUCAGUGAAAUCCAGCUUGUGCAGGCGCCUCUGCAGAGCCUUCCUGCCCUCCAGCAGAUCAUUCCCAUCCAGCUUGGUGUCACCUGCCAGCUGAAUGAGGGUGCACUUAAUCUAGGUCAUGUCAGUGGACAUGAAAUUGGUCUGGCCCCAGCACUGAUUGCUGGGGAACAUCACUUAAGACCAGCUACCAGCUGGAUAUAACUCCAUUUAGCACCACUCUCUCGGGAUCCAUCCAUCCAUCCAGUUUUUUAUGCAAUAAACAGUGCACCCAUCCAAGCCAUGAGCAGCCAGUUCCUCCAGGAGAAUGCUGUGAGAAAUGCUGUCCCAAAGCUUUACUAACGUGCAGGCAGACGGCAUCCACAGCCUUUGCCUCAUACGCUGGUCAGAGAAGGAGAUCAGGGCAAACUGAAACAUGACUGACACAGAUGAGUCCCAGGCUUCUGGCUCUGAUUACCCUGAUGCACAGGAGCUGAUCAGCCACCAGCAGGAGGAGCCAUCCGAGGUGUGCUCAUGGCAAAGGAAAACAGGGACAGAGCGGUCAAGGCAGAAGGCAGCUGCUCCUGGGGAGUCUGCAGAUCAUCCCAACGGCGUGUCUAAAUCAUCAGCUGCUUCAGCUGAGGUUUUACUGAUCAGCAGUGAUUCAGAAAGUGAUGUCUCUGCUGCUCGUCCUGAGUGCUCCGUUGCACCUUCCAAGCAGAAAAGGCGAUCUCAAUCUUCAAGGCAACAAGCUGACUCUGGUACAGAAGUACCUGACAAUGAAAGCUCCUCAGAUUCUUCCCUGUCUCCCCAAAGUCCAGGGAAAUCAUUAGAAGUUCCCAAGCAGCAAAAGUCUAAAUUCAAUUUGAAGGCCAUUUUUGCCUAUCACUUCAGGGGAAGGAAGUUCAAAGCCGCCGCACACCGAAAAUACAAAAUACAGGCAUGGAAGAGCAAGAAGAAAAAGUAUGAGAGCACCCAGAUGCCCACAGGGAGGCCCCCACUGACAGCCUCACCUCAGGAGCAAAAGAGGAGGCUUCAAGACAGGGGUUUUCAAUUCCCUUUUGUUGAAAAACAUUAUGGGGAGAAGCAUAUUCCCUUAAAGAUGGUUCUUGGCUAUGAGCAAGCAGCUGCAAAGGGGUAUUUCAAGUAUAUUGAAGUGCUUAAAUAUGAAGAACAUCUUAAGAAAGCUUUAAAAGCCCUUCAGGCCAGUGAUGACUUAGAAAAGGAGUGUAUGGUGUUACGGAAGCACAAGUACUUAGAUGAUGAAGGCCCCAUUUCUCCUAUUCAGGAGACAGAUGAUGAUGAGGACAGCUUGAAUUCUGAUACCCAGGAACACCUUGAUGCCAGAGUAGUGGAGAACAGCUCUUUCAUUCUAAGCAGCACAAUUCCCCAAAAAAAAAAGCCAAAGCCACGAAGAAAACAUGCCAAACCACCUGAAGUGAUUGAAAUAAUGGAUGAAGAAGAGGGUGCUGAAGAGAACUCUGUGCCUCUGCAAGGCCCACCUUGGUGAACAGCAGAUGGACCAAUGUGGUGGCAGUGGUCGUUCCACAGAUACCUUUUCAUGGGCCUGUUUGGUUUAAAGCAUUGGUCUGGAGUCAGUGUUCAGCUCUCCACUCAGCUGCCCAGGCACAUUUGACUUACUUUUAUGUUGUUUUGGAAGAUAAAAUACCUCUUGGUUUUCUUGCUGCAUAAGGAUGGGAGCAGACCCCUCACUUGGCCAUGGCUGUAGGCAGAGAGCUGCACUAGGAGGCACAUCAGGUUGGCACAGUGUACGUUGUUCUGAGGAUGUUGUGGCUCUGAGCUCCUCACCACAAUUGCCUUGGUUCAAGCUACCUGUCUCUGGGACUGGGAAGUGUGGUGACUGUCAGCCUCUGCUGCUGCUCACAGUAAGUAUGCAGUCGGUUGGGAAGUAGCUUCAAAUGCUGUUUCAAAAAUAGUAAAAAAAAUAAAUGUGUUCAGUCCGUUCCAGCACUUGAUCAGGUUUUGUCUUGUGCUGUAGACAAAAAACCUGGAACCUAGUGCUUAGAAAAAACCCUUCUUUUGCAACCCACAGCUGAUGAAUGUAUUAGUUGUGUUACUUAUAUGAAGGGACAAUAUUUGCAUGGCCUCAAAUAGCAUUAAUUCAUUCAAAUACUGAUCAUUCUAGAGUUUAUUGUUGUGAAUUUUCAGAAGUGUAGUUUGGUUGUAUCUUUCUUUGCAGAUGAGCACACUCACUGAAGCAGCAGUUGUAACUAUGUGGGGAUCUCCUGAGUUCUUAUGGCUGUUUGCUGACCUGAUUCACAAAUCCUUUACUCCAGUGGACAUCUGUGCAGCAUGGUAGCAAAAAAAGGUGAGCUUUGUGUUUCUUCUGAACUUCAGCAUAAGACCACUGGGUUUCUACAGUUUAGUGCUAUUCCCACAGCAAGUAAUCAGACUAAUUUGUGCACUGUAUGGUAUCUGCACCCAGCAGUGUUUUCCUGAUGAGGUGUUCAAAAAGCAGUGCUACAGUAUUUCAACAGCUGGCAUCGUUGGUUUUCAUGCAGAUGUGCUGGUUAAACUUGGUAUUUCUGUUGAAACAAGUAGAUUUGGUGUUUAUUAGUGGGAAGAUUUUCAAAUACAACAUCAAAAAACUGUUAAACUGUUACAGGAUAAAGUAUAGUUAAACUAAUGACAUUGUUCCAAAAUAUUUUUUCUUAAAAGGGCAUUCCUGUGAUGUGUGGAACAUAUUGGAAAGCCUCUACUCAGAUGAAGUGCACCUGAUGUCCAGUCUGAACUAGCAUCUUGGUGCUUAGGGAAAGUGAAGAAGAAAGAAAUGCAGGCUGCCAUUUCACAGAGUCUGAAGCUGCUUCAAGGCUGCAUGGCAGUUCUGUGGAGAGUACCUCUUACUGCCUGACACCCUCUGGUGCAUGCAAGAAGCUCAAAUGUAAAAUGAGCUGUGGUGGUUGAAGGUCUGUGCACCCAGCAGCCUCCUCCUGGUGGGCAGAUGGUCAAAAAGCAGUGCAGCAUUUGGCAUCCUUGGUUUCCAGUCUGCUGUGCCUGUUAAACCAGGUGCUUGAGGAUACAGAAUGAAGUGAAUUGAAUUGCCCUGAGUUAAAAAGAUGGAAGCAAUUUGUUUGACAGGGUCUGCCACCAAGUUGUUGCCUGUCAGAGGGAUGAGAAACACCAUGUGGGAGCUAGCAAAGAGAGUGUGAAGAUCCUGCUGAUGUUGAUGCAAGCCUGCUCCAAAGAACUGCACAGCUGUUCCAGACAAAGAAAGAACCAUCCCUAGAGAGUUUAUUGCAGUUUUUUGAAUUAAACAUUCAUUUUAACUUGC